AUGGCAUUCGGAGAGGAGGUUGACGACAUUACGGAGACGGAUGCCGUACACCUUAUCGCCUCGGCUACGAAGCUCGUGACUACCGUUGCUGUACUGCAAUGCGUAGAGAAGGGACUAUUGGACCUCGAUGCAGAUGUUUCAAAAAUCUUACCGGAGUGGGAAAACCCUCAGAUUCUUACAGGUUUCGAUGAAAAUGACGGACCCUUGCUCCAGCCUUCUGAGAAGGCUAUCACCCUUCGGCAAGUCAUUCGCCCACACCUCCUGACUCACUCGAGCGGCAUGACGUAUACGUUCAUGGAGCCCCUCUUGACGCGUUACGCCCAGCUCCCAACCGUGGAGCCUCGGAACCCGCACUCCGUUAAGGAAAAGUUCUUCACAUUUCUGGUGUUCGAGCCGGGCAGCCGCUGGAUAUAUUCCCCAGGCGUAGACUGGGCAGGCCUUAUGGUCGAAAGAGUGACUUCCAUGAGACUGGGUGACUAUAUGAAGCGUCAUAUUUUUGACCCCGUCUCCGCCAAAGACAUCACCUUCCACAUGGAAACUCGCGGAGACUUGCAAUCUCGAUUGGUGAAUCAGUGGGAGCGACAUGGCGAAACUCUCCGGAGGCCAGAAAAGCCCUUGUGGCCGGCACAAAUCAACGAGGAUCUCGGCGGCGGAGGCUUAUAUGCCACAGCGAGCGCGCUGCUCAACAUCUACCAGGGCAUCCUGAACGGGAAACUUCUCCAUCCAGCGACCGUCAAGGCUAUGUUUCAGCCGCAGCUGGAAAGCGUCGAUGGACUCGAAAGUCGAGAAGGCUAUUCGUCAUCCUACCUCAACGCAGUUUUCAACACCGUCCCUGACAAUGUCUCUGUGAACUUUGGACUCGGAGGCCUCCUUAAUCUUGAUGCCAUUCCGAAUCGACGAGCAGCUCGUUCCUUGACAUGGUCUGGGAUGCCGAAUUGCUAUUGGUGGGUCGAUCUCGAGAACGGCGUGGCUGGUGUUUACCUUUCGCAACUGGUUCCGACUGGAGAUGAACAGGCCGUGAAGCUGUUGGCCAAGUUUGAAGAGUUUGUCUACGCAAGCCUUGAUGAUAUGAAGCACCAGUAA
Verticillium nonalfalfae is the source of this 1083-nucleotide messenger RNA. RefSeq lists its product as uncharacterized. The record is from RefSeq and is a predicted model, not a curated record. The transcript has 6 exons. Bases 1 to 1083 code for a protein of 360 amino acids. NCBI's taxonomy places the organism in Eukaryota, Fungi, Ascomycota, Sordariomycetes, Glomerellales, Plectosphaerellaceae.